AUGGCCUUGUGUUCUUCACUUCAGCAUUAGACAUCAAUCCUCUCAGUCUCUAUUGGCUACAAGUCUUAGUCUUGGUUCUCAUGGCAAGGUUUUUCACCUUUUUAGUGGGAUUCUUUUUACUCAUUUUCUUCAUCUCUCCAGCUCUCUCAGCUCCUUUGAAGAAAAAGUUCUAUAAAAAAACUUGCCCAUUGGCUGAGACCAUAGUGAGAAGCACAAUAACAAAUGCAAUGGCUAAUGAUACUGGCAUUCCUGCUGCGCUCACUAGGCUUCAUUUCCAUGACUGUUUUGUGAGGGGUUGUGAUGCUUCCAUUCUUCUUGAUUCCACUCCGAAGCACAAAGCAGAGAAAGAAAGCAUGAGAAAUAAGGGAAUAGGAGGCUUUGAGGUGAUAGAUGCAGCAAAGGCUAAGAUAGAGGCUCACUGCCCCAACACAGUUUCAUGUGCAGAUAUUAUUGCCUUUGCAGCUCGUGAUAGUGUUCACCUUACCGGUGGCAUUUACUAUGAUGUUCUCGGAGGCCGCCGAGACGGAACCAUUUCUUUGAUCGGUGAUGCCACUAAAAACCUCCCCGAUGCAUUCUUUAAUGUCACCCAGUUGAAAGAAAACUUUGCAAAGAAGGGUUUGUCACUAGAGGAAUUGGUGACGCUCUCUGGUGUUCACUCUAUUGGUGACUGUCAUUGUUCUUCAUUCUCUAAACGUUUAUAUUCCUUCAAUGCAACGUACCCACAAGAUCCUUCCAUGGUUUCUACCUAUGCCAGUUACUUGAGAGCCAAAUGCCCUAGGCCUGUGAAAACGAACUCUGGGGUUGAUCCAAUCGUGCCUUUUGAUCCCCUAACACCAACCAGGCUUGACAAUAAUUACUACAAGAACUUGAAGAGUAAAAAAGGGCUACUGUUUUCAGAUCAAGUGUUGUGGGAAAGUAGUUUGACAAAGAAGAUGGUGGGGAGCAAUAUCAAGCAUCCAAGUGCAUGGGCUUCCAAGUUUGCUUCAGCAAUGGUGCAUAUGGGUUCGAUUGAGGUGCUUACAGGGUCACAAGGGGAAAUAAGGAAGAAUUGUAGGGUUGUGAAUUAUUAGCCCAUAUGGAUUUUGAUGCGAUUAGGCGUGUGUUUUCUUUUUUAGAUUCAAUAACUUGGGUUGUUUGGCCUUGGCCUUUGUUUAUGAGCAUGUUAUGUAUACACCAUGUAUUCUAUGAUAAAAAUAAUCUUGCGGCUUGUUUUUUUAAUAUAUAAAUCUCGCAGAUUUCUUUUUCA
Messenger RNA from Hevea brasiliensis (rubber tree), 1246 nucleotides. Its product is annotated as peroxidase 5. Gene Ontology annotation, cellular component: plant-type cell wall; plasmodesma. The coding region runs from base 81 to 1070 and encodes 329 amino acids. Gene Ontology annotation, molecular function: peroxidase activity; heme binding. Gene Ontology annotation, biological process: response to oxidative stress; hydrogen peroxide catabolic process. The record is from RefSeq and is a predicted model, not a curated record. The transcript has 2 exons. Lineage: Eukaryota; Viridiplantae; Streptophyta; Magnoliopsida; Malpighiales; Euphorbiaceae.